AUGACAGACAACUUUUCCACCGGCCUGGUACAAGGGGAGUUCCUUCCCCACAAUGUUGCAGUGAUGUGGGAGUAUACAGGUUUGCGCAGUCUAUCUAUGCCUGACAAUAUUGGCAGCAGCCCUCCUCCCCGCAGUGCUGCAGUGAAGUGGGGAGGGAAGGAUCGUUUACAUCUGAGACGGACUACAGAACAGCACGUGCCAGAGAUUGAAGUCCAAGUCAAACGCAGAAGGACAGCCUCACUGAGCAACCAAGAGUGUCAGUUGUACCCAAGGCGAUCCCAGCAGCAGCAAGUACCAGUGUUGGAUUUCCAGGCAGAACUGAGACAGGCAUUCUUGACUGAGACCCCAAGAGGUGGUUAAAGCGGUAUUGGAACAUUGAGGAAUCUGAUUGCUACGGAAAACCAGGCUCCAUCUACUGUUUGAAGCUUCUGCCCAGCUUGCAUUGUUUAUAGGAGAAGCUGCAUUAUACCUUUAUCUGUAGCCUUCUCCUAGGUCUUAAGGAUCCAGAAACUUUCCUGAGGACAUUGGAUUUGGUGGAACAGCAGUCAUGACUGUGGGCAAGAGCAGUAAGAUGCUGCAACACAUUGACUAUAGAAUGAGAUGUAUUCUGCAAGAUGGCCGAAUCUUCAUUGGUACUUUUAAGGCUUUUGACAAGCAUAUGAACUUGAUCCUCUGUGAUUGUGAUGAGUUCAGGAAGAUCAAGCCAAAGAAUGCUAAGCAGCCAGAACGUGAAGAAAAGCGAGUUUUGGGUCUGGUGUUGCUGCGUGGGGAGAACUUGGUUUCCAUGACUGUAGAAGGGCCACCCCCCAAAGAUACUGGCAUUGCUCGAGUUCCACUUGCUGGAGCUGCAGGAGGUCCUGGAGUUGGCAGGGCAGCUGGCAGAGGGAUACCAGCUGGUGUCCCAAUUCCCCAAGCUCCUGCUGGAUUAGCAGGACCUGUUCGAGGAGUUGGAGGGCCAUCACAACAGGUAAUGACUCCCCAGGGAAGAGGCACUGUAGCAGCUGCUGCAGUUGCUGCUACUGCCAGCAUUGCUGGAGCCCCAACACAGUACCCACCAGGUCGGGGAACCCCAUCCCCACCUGUGGGCAGAGCAACUCCACCUCCAGGCAUUAUGGCUCCUCCACCUGGUAUGAGACCACCAAUGGGCCCACCAAUUGGCCUUCCUCCAACUCGAGGGACCCCAAUAGGCAUGCCCCCUCCAGGAAUGAGACCCCCUCCACCAGGAAUUAGAGGUCCACCUCCCCCAGGAAUGCGUCCACCAAGACCCUAGGAUAUGUUGAUCCUUCUUAAGUCACUUUUUUCCUGCAUUGCAUCCUGUAAUACUGUGUAGAGUGUUUGUGAGAAUUUUGUCUCCUUUUUGCUGCAUUAAUAUUAGCUAAAAAUAAAAUACAGCAAUUAAA
Orycteropus afer afer is the source of this 1400-nucleotide messenger RNA. The record is from RefSeq and is a predicted model, not a curated record. NCBI's taxonomy places the organism in Eukaryota, Metazoa, Chordata, Mammalia, Tubulidentata, Orycteropodidae.